Molecule: messenger RNA, 3007 nt
Organism: Chinchilla lanigera (long-tailed chinchilla)
Lineage: Eukaryota; Metazoa; Chordata; Mammalia; Rodentia; Chinchillidae
Product: mas-related G-protein coupled receptor member A-like
Exons: 3
Coding region: 224-1213 (329 amino acids)
Biological process (GO): G protein-coupled receptor signaling pathway
Cellular component (GO): membrane
Molecular function (GO): G protein-coupled receptor activity
Source: RefSeq, a predicted model, not a curated record
CAGGAGUCUCUUCCCUUCAACACAGGCCAGCUUGCUAUAUCCAGUAAGAAGAAUUAAGGAAAGUGAACUUCAAGAAUAUAAGUAUGAAAAAAGUAUGGGAGCAAAUGGUGGCUAAGUAACCAAUCAUCUCCCCACAGAGAGACAAAGUUGGACUGCUAGUUGUUCACCAAGGUACAUUCACAGAGCUGGGGUAAUCAGGUUCACCAGUGGAGGGCUUUUGAGCAUGGUUCCAAACACAACAACUUUGGGGACAGAAGUCACAACAAUGAAAGGAAAAAAUGGAAGCCUUCCUGGAACUUUCAAUGAAAAGGACCUGGUCCCAAACGUGGUGAUCAUCAUCUCUGCACUGGCUGGACUCACAGGAAAUUCAGUCGUGCUCUGGCUCCUGGGUUUCCGCAUGCACAGGAAGGCCUUCUCCAUCUACAUCCUCAACCUGGCUGCAGCCGACAUCCUCUUCCUCUGCUGCCAUAUUAUAGACUCCUUGCUGGUACUCGUCAAAUUUUCCCAUCCAGAGGUUUUCUUCCUGCCCUUCUAUAAGACCGUGAUGAUGUUUCCCUACAUCACAGGCCUGAGCAUGCUGAGUGCCAUCAGCACUGAGCGCUGCCUGUCUGUCCUGUGUCCCAUCUGGUACCGUUACCGCCGCCAUAAACACACAUCAGUCACUGUGUGUGCCCUGCUCUGGGCCAUGUCCCUGCUGAUAUGCAUUCUGAACAAGGUUUAUUGUGGUAUUACAGAUGUCCGUUUUAAGGAUGCCAAGUGUCUGAAAGCUAAUUUUUCCACUGCUGCGUGCCUGGCUGUUUUAGUUUUGAUUCUCUCAGGGUCCAGCCUGGCCCUGCUGGUCAGAUUCUUGUGUGGCCCCCGGCAGAUGCAGCUGACCAGAUUGUAUGUGACCAUCCUGCUCACGGUGCUGGUCUUCCUCCUCUGUGGCCUGCCCUUGGGCAUCUACUGGUUCGUGUUAAUCUGGACUCAUGAUAAUUUUAGUGAGAAUUUGCAUUAUGGUCUUUACCUGGCCUCAGUUGUCCUGUCCUCUGUGAACAGCUGCGCCAACCCCAUCAUUUACUUCUUUGUUGGUGCCUUCAGGAGGCAGCUGAAGAAGCAGACCCUGAAGCUGCUUCUGCAGAGGGCUCUGCAGGACACCCCUGAGGAGGAUGAAAAUGGAGGCCGUGUUCCUCAGGGAACCCUGGAGAUGUCCCUAAGCAGAGAAGAGUGGUGAUGAAGAGCCCUUGCCCUGGCUGGAUGGGGCUCUGCAAGUACCCCCCUGCCGCUCUUGACAGUUGUCUCUGCUUCUCCCAGCCUCUGGUCUCUGAGAUGCCUUGAUGAUUCCUCAGUGUCUUUAAAAAGACAUUUUCUGGUUUUUGUGACCAAAAAGGCAUUACCUUGAAAGUAGACCAUGUUCAUCUUUUUUAAUAUUAGCAAUAAACUUCUCAUGUGAACUUUCUCUGAGUCAGAUGGUAUCUCUCUGCAGUUGUUCUUGCAGUGGAAAGAAUCCCUGUCCAAAAUCAUAACUGUCUUGUUUGUGAUUCUUUCCUACCCGGAAAUACAGAAAAAGAAAGCAUUGGAUGGUUUCCCAUGAAACAUCUUCAUGGGAUGCCAUCCUCAGCAAAUAUUUUACAUUCGUGGAAUCAUAAGGCUCAUUAUGCUCCAUCUUGUAGCAGUCCACAGCUUAUACUCUGACAUUAAACAGAUAUACAAUUCAUAAAAAUAUUUUCCAAGGAGAGCCCCUGCAAGGACUAAGCCUGUGCUGUGCCGCUAGCCUGUGGGCCCACAGAGACAUCCCUUGCCUCCAGCCACCUUAUCUCAGCAACCAGAAAUCUUGAGAUAACUAGGGAUGCAGUAAGUGCUGGGUUGGAAAGAACGUUUGACCUGGAGUCAAGCAACCUGUAUUCUCAAGCAGACUCCCUGACUACCUUGAUCACUCUCCCUCUCCAGGGCAAUGAGGUUAUGGAAUCGCAUCAGUCUGACUUAUCCAUAUGAAGUGUAGAAUCUGUUUUCAGGAUGAGGCUGCAGAAUUUGACUUUACCAUAAACAUGAACUGAAUGUAGCUAUCAUACUGAUUAAGAACACUCAAAAGUUCGUGUGUCUGCAUUGUAACUAUCAUCACCGUGAAUAAUCUUUGUGCUUAUUUGGCAGCCACCUUGAAUUUGGAAAGGGUGAUGCAGUGCUCUUUCUACAUGUUGGUAGGGUAGACAUUGGGUACCAAUGUUGUCAAUAUACCAUUGCUGGCUAUAAAAACAGAGAAGAUUUGGUUUCUGUGCCUCAGGAACUUAUAGCAGCAAUGGAAGAAGUGAUGUCCUUAUAUACACCUUGCACACUGGUCCAGUUGGCUUUGCCUUCUUCUCUUCUUCACAACACAAAGAGGUGGAGAAGAAAGAGGGAGAAGACUUCAUUAGUAAGUGUAUAUCUGGAGAUUAAAUAAGUCAAGGAGGACUUACUGAAAUGCUUGAAAUUUAAACCAAUGACACUACAAUUUUAUUGACCAUACCUAUUUUUUGUGGUAUGCAUCCAAAGAUAAACAGAAUUCAGAGUGUCAUUGUUAAUAAAAAGUUAAGGUUCUUUAGGUACUGGUUAUAAGGAGACCAAAAUGUUUCAUUCUGUGUACCUCACCUAUUUGGUCAUGGUAAUAAGGUCCCUCUGACACUGGAGUGCUGUGAGUAAAAAGCAAUAUCCCUCAUUACCUUGAAGUGGGUAGCGAUUAGCUUAAGGUUUGCAAAAUUAGUUGAAGUCAACCCCAAAAUACUGUCACAUCAGAAAGAACCAGCAAGAUCAGCCCAUAACAAGCCAAAAGGGCAACAUGCUGCUAUGUUGACCCUCUUUCCAAGGUUAUGUCCAACUCUACUGAGCCAGAAGCUGCAAAUGAAACUAACAGAGAAUUUUAAAAGGAGAAGUUGGGGAGGUAAUGGGGAGAGAGAGAAGCAAUGAAAUACACUCACUUCUCAGAUGCAGAUAUUUGUUGAGUUUUGUUUUGUUUUUUUAUUUUAUUUUAAAGAGUAAAAAAAGGAUAACAUAA